Messenger RNA from Rosa chinensis, 1899 nucleotides. RefSeq lists its product as uncharacterized. The transcript is spliced from 5 exons. Bases 165 to 1400 code for a protein of 411 amino acids. Lineage: Eukaryota; Viridiplantae; Streptophyta; Magnoliopsida; Rosales; Rosaceae. The record is from RefSeq and is a predicted model, not a curated record.
CUCUUCUCUAUUCACUCUCCACCAUCCUCUCCGUAGUUGUCUCUCCCCCUACAGUUCUUUCUUUUGCUGUGGCCUUUUGGGACCCUGAGGCUAUUAUUAUAGCUUCACCCAGCAGCAAACCUCCAUCACUCUCUUUCCUAUAUCAAGACGCCAGGGUUUCACUGAUGGCUGAUGAGUUCGACGACGCCGCGUUUUGGUUACCUCAGGAGAUUCUCACCUAUUCCGACGACGAAAUCAGUCCCAAGAUUGACUCCGGGAGCCGGAAGAUGAGUUCGUUUGGCUCUGACACUGACGCUACCUUCAAGACUGCUCUGUUUCCCUUCGAGUUUCCCCACUCCGGGUUUGGGGCUUUCGGUGUCUCCUCCGAUUUCAGCUCCCCGGUGGAGUCCAGCGAGACUGAGAGCGACGAGGAAGAGUAUCUCGCUGGGCUGACUCGCCAGCUGGCGCAGUCCACUCUCGACGACGAGUUUAAGCGCUACGACUCGGUUCUUGGCUCCAAGAACAACUCAAAGCCGUGGGUGUCGUCUGGUUCACCGCAAUCGACGCUGUGUGCGGCCGGGAAUGGUUGCGGCUGCGGCGGACAAGGCUCGAGCCGGGGAAGCCCGAACGCUCAGUCGCCGCCGGCCACUUGGGAUCUUCUACAUGCGGCUGCAGGGGAAGUGGCUAAGAUGCGCAUCCAGGAAGAAGCUUUGCGUUUCGACCAAAAAAGCAGAGGCAUCUUGGGUGCUCCAAGGGAGCUCUCUCCAGUCACUGUCCCUGAUUUCGGGUACUACCUCCAGCACCAACAGCAGUCACUUUCCCAGAAGCACUUGCAGUUUGAGCGGUUGAGACAGCAACAGAUUCUGAAGAACAACAUCUCGGCGGUGCUUGCUCAGUCUCAGGCGAACGGAAGAUUCCAGCACCAGCGGGCUCAGUCCCAUCCGAUGGUCCAGAACCGAGUCAGGAACACCAACAAUGGACCCCUGGGUCUUUCGCCGUCGGCUUGGCCUCCACUGCAACAAGCUCAGCGGCAACAGUUUCAGCCGAAUGGGCCUGGAUUCCAAGGUGCUCUCAUGGGAGCCAAAAAGGAGUCUACUGGUACUGGUGUGUUCUUACCCCGCCAAAUCGGAACCCCAUCUGAAUAUCCUCGCGGCAAGAAGCAACAACCCAAACAAGCUUGCCCAACGGUUUUCGUCCCAGCUAAAGUUGUCCAUGCAUUGAAGUUGAACGUUGAAGAAAUGCGCGUGCAGUCACAGCCUCAAGUCCAUAACUGUUUCAAUGGAAGAAACAAUCCUGACUAUGAACUUGCUCUUCGGCUUCGGAAUAACAGCAUCGCCAUAGCUCAGCCGAAUCGCAGCAUGAUGAGGCCACAGGCACCAGUGAACCAUGAGAUUAGGCUUCCCCAGGAGUGGACUUACUAGCUGCUGUGGGUUUGUUUGGUUUUUUUAGGGGGUUGUUUAGGGACAAAAGGAAAUUGAACAAGGUUUUAGGAAGAAUUAAAGGGAAAGGUAAUAGGGUUAAUAGUAUUAGGAGUGUAGGACAAAAGAAAAUAGGGUUUUUGAGAAAGACAGGACAGGGAAAACGAUGCUGGAACAAAGGAGGAGGAAGGAGGAGGAAAUGUUUAUGUUCUGGGUUUAGGGCUUUUAGGUUAAAAAUAAAAUGCCUAGUUUGGUGCUAAGCUGCAGCAGUAAGGCACAGCAGCCAAGCUUCUCUGUUCUCUUCUGGCUGGGCUCAAAGAGCGAAGAAGUGGUGGGUCCCUUCUGUGGUUUUUGUUUUUGGGAUUUUUGGUUGGGAUCUUUACAAAUAUCAGUUGGGAAUUUAAAUUCCGAAAUUCAAAUCGUGUAUUUCUGAUUCCCCAAGCUGUCCAUGCACCAUGUCCAGCAGCGUUAUUAUGAUAUAAUAAAAGGAUGUAUUUGCAAA